Molecule: messenger RNA, 5310 nt
Organism: Cyprinus carpio (common carp)
Lineage: Eukaryota; Metazoa; Chordata; Actinopteri; Cypriniformes; Cyprinidae
Product: sal-like protein 4
Biological process (GO): regulation of transcription by RNA polymerase II
Cellular component (GO): nucleus
Molecular function (GO): RNA polymerase II cis-regulatory region sequence-specific DNA binding; DNA-binding transcription factor activity, RNA polymerase II-specific
Source: RefSeq, a predicted model, not a curated record
CAAUGCAUUAUUGAUAAUAAUAAUUACUUUGACAUGCGCAUUUCUACUCAAGGGGCUAAUUUCCCCCAACCUGGAGAAUUUCUAAAGGAGAGGGACUAAAUAGUCUUACUAUUCGCCCCUGAUGGUUGUAGUACCAUGUCGCGGCGCAAGCAAUCCAAACCGCAGCAUAUCAAUUCAGACGAGCCCGCUUCGACAGAAAACGGGAUCUUGCACAACGGUCAAGGUGAGGAGGAUGGCAAUGAGGCUAAGAGACGACGAUCGGAGGAGACAAGGGUUUGUGACAAAUGUUGCGCCGAGUUCUUCGAUGAGGCAGAGUUUCUCGAACAUGAGAGAAAUUGCACUAAGAGUCAGCAGGUCGUGAUCAUGAAAAAUGGCGAUGGGAAUGAAGUGCCCUCCGAGUUCUCCCAGCAUUCUCCAGGUGAUUUCCUGGGUGAUAAUGGGGAUCAGUCAACCAGUAAUUCCCAUUCAAAGCACAGUGCAGAUUCUGAGGAGAUGGAAGGAGAACUCAUGCUGAACCAGGAUGACCCUUCAAAUCAAGAUAGAGUUGUGUCUGGCAGUUCAGACGUGGGGUACAUGGCAUCUUCCAAAUUGCAAGACUCUAAUGUGACUCUUGAGUCCAUGGCUGCUACUAAAGUUGCUGUAACACAACACUCAUCCAGCUCGUCCAAUCAGAAGUCUCCACCCCCACAACCACACCAAGAUGCCCUUCUUGCAAUCCCCAUGAUCCUGGAACAGCUGGUCAGUCUCCAGCAGCAGCAACUGCAGCAGAUUCAGCUAACUGAGCAGAUACGCCUCCAAGUGGCCAUGAUGACACCUCAGAGCUUCCACUCCGCACUGGGUGCCGCUGUGGAUCCACUGAAAGCACUGGGUGCGCAUCUAUCACAGCAGCUUUCGGCCGCAGCUGCCCUCAUUGGCAAACGGACGGGCUCCCAGAACUUGUCCUUGGAAGCCUUAAAACAAGCAAAGCUACCUCAAUCAGCCACCAUCCCCACAUCCCUCGCUGGAGGUUUGGGCUCGGUGCCCUUAAAAGCAGACUUGAAAGGACUCCCCGAUUUAGCUAGUCGACUUCCAGUGCUCCUUCCUCAAUCUCCAGGGGUCAUGGGAUUGCAGAGUCCCUUUAAUACCCUUGCAGCAAGCAUGGAUUCCUCUAAAAAGGCAAAAAAUAAGAUCCCUGCCGCGUCGGAGUCCAAAAAUGGCUCUGGUGAACAUAUGUUCAAGCACAAAUGCAAGUUCUGUGGGAAGACAUUUGGAAAUGACAGCGCUCUCCAAAUCCACUUGCGCUCACACACUGGUGAAAGGCCCUUUAAAUGUAACAUCUGCGGAAACCGUUUCACAACCAAAGGAAACCUCAAAGUGCAUUUCCAGAGGCACAAAGAAAAAUACCCACACAUUAAGAUGAAUCCACAUCCUGUACCAGAACACCUGGACAACAUGCCGACAAACAAUGGCAUCCCUUAUGGCAUGUCUGUGCCCAUAGAUGAGAGCAAUUUUGCUGACACCAACCCAGUGCUGGGGCUUCCCUCGACAGGUCUCCAUCCACCAGUGCUCCAAGGAUUCAAGCCCUCAUAUGAUGUUCCAGUAGGUGGGGACCUCUACUCCCAGAGGCCUUCUUCAUCUGGCAGCGACGGUGCAUCAAUUUCUUCUGGCAUGUUCAGUCAGGAGAUGGUGGGACUAGAUCAAAGCAAAGAUUCCUCGGAUGCGCUGGCUGGAUUGCACCACAUAAACGUUAAUGGUCUACAUGGUGAAAAUGGCUCUGAUACUGCAAAACUUCAGCAGAUGGUGGAUGGCUUGGAGACGAAGACAAAUGACCCUAAUGAAUGUGUUAUUUGCCAUAGAGUGCUGAGCUGCCAAAGUUCCCUCAAAAUGCAUUACCGCACACACACUGGUGAACGACCGUACAAAUGCAAAAUUUGUGGCAGGGCUUUCUCCACCAAGGGCAAUCUUAAAGCUCAUUAUGGUGUUCACAGGGCCAACACUCCCCUUAAGAUGCAACACUCGUGCCCGAUUUGUCAUAAGAAGUUCACCAAUGCCGUCGUCCUCCAGCAGCAUAUUCGUAUGCACAUGGGCGGCCAGAUUCCCAACACCCCUCUGCCAGAGAAUCAGUUUGAGAGUCCCGAAGCACUGGAUGCCAGCAUGACUGAGGAUAAGAGCAUUGACUCCACUGGCCAUGAAGAGAGUAUGGAAGAGCAAGACUUGGAUUUGGACAAUCAAGAGAAGCUGAACAACUCUACAGAGCCCCAGCCUGGUGCCAAAGAAGAUCAGACUUUCCAAGGUCCACCUUCUAUGUUUACAGGCAUCGCCGCUCUGGAGAACCACAUGAAGAGCCUCACCUCCGCACUGAACCUGCAACGGCAAAGCAGCACAGCUUCUGAGAGCGAUAGUGGGCUGAAAGAUUCUCCUUCAGGGUCUGGAGAAAUGGACUACAAGAAUGGCCGCAGUCCGGCUGUGUCCGAUUCCGUGUCCUUUCACUCUUCGUCCCCUAUAGAUGGUCCCCUGAGUAACGGACAGUCAAAAUCACCAGAAUCCACAAACCCAGAUGAUGGACUCCAAUCCAGACCAGACUCUGAUGCACCUCAAGAUUUUGGCGAAAACAGUGGAGCACUGGACUUGACGUCAAGUUUUACUCCAAAACCAAUCAAAGAGGAGCCAGGCCUGUCCUUCUCCAAUGGCGAAUAUGGUUCUAGUCAGUUACCAUUCAUGAGGGUGCCUCCAAGUCUGGUCAAACUGGAGAUGCAGAUUCCUCCUGAGACUCCCAUGGGUGCUCACGGCCUGUACAGCUCCCAGCUGCCCCAAGGAGCUGCCACUCCUCCUGCUACUUCUAGUGCUCCUCGUCGCUCCACCAAGCAACAUCUCUGCAACUCCUGUGGGAAGAACUUUUCAUCUGCCAGCGCCCUGCAAAUCCAUGAACGUACACACACGGGCGAGAAGCCAUUCGUCUGUACAAUUUGUGGCAGGGCUUUCACAACAAAGGGAAACCUUAAGGUGCAUGUUGGGACCCACAUGUGGAAUAACACAGCAAGGCGAGGUCAACGGCUCUCGUUGGAUAACCCAAUGGCUUUGAUGGCCAUGGGCGCAGAGUCCAAGAUGAAACCAGACAUGCUGCCGCCCCCAAAGGAUUUGAUUCCCCCACCGAUUAAUUUCGACCCAUCGAUGUGGAACCAGUACGCCGCUGCCUUCACAAACGGGCUGACCAUGAAGACCAAUGAGAUUUCGGUCAUCCAAAAUGGCGGCAUCCCUCUCCCAGGAAGUCUCGCUGGAGGUCCUUUAUUGGGUUCUACUGGGGGAAUAACCAAGAUGGAGACCUCUCAGAUGGGCAUCCCUGGCACAGUUGCAGAAAUGGAAAAGAAUGGCUCUGACAGCAUAGCAAAGUUUCCACAUUUUAUGGAGGAGGGUAGAGUGAAUUAGACAGUAAAAGGACUACAGAUGUUCCCAAUCAACGGUCUGCAUUGUGCUAAUGAGCCUGCUGAAAUGUUAGGAACUGGGCUAUUUAUUAGUUGGUACAAUCAAUUCCUACAUGUAACAUUGCUUUUAAGAAGUUGCAAAUUUACAUACCCUUCUUAAAUGAGCCUAUACCCUAGAAUGGGCCAUGCCUUCCAUAUUGGACCCUUACAUGCUAUCGAUUUCUUCUAGUUGAAUCUGAUCUAACUACUGUAGUGUUUUGUUUUUCUCCCCUCCUUUCUCUCUCUAACAUAUGCGGGUAUUUUGUCAAGUUUUAUUUCUAGAAGUUGAAUGUAAGUCUUACUUGAAAUAGCUUUAUUCCAGAGCAGUCUCAUUAGUGAUCGUUACAUUGGGCUCAGCUCUUUGACCCUCAGGAUGAUCUUAGCCACAGGUGACCAGAGAUCUCAAUGUUUUAACCGUUAACAUCUUGUUCAUCUCUGCUUGACUACUCCUGGUCCUGUUGUUAGUUGUUUGAAUAAACUUUAUUAGUCAAAAAUAAUAUCCAUGGCAUAGAUGUCAUACAACAAAGGUGUUUGUGGAAUAUGUGCCUAGAUAAAUUGACCAUUCCACACAAUCUACUGAAGAUUACAGUUUAAUUGAUGGACUUUAAUGAGUAGUUGUAGUAUAGGUUUGUUUUGAAACUGGAUUUCACUAAGUUAUUAAUUAUUAUUUUUUUUUUGGACUUGAUAUAGUUUCUAUUUUGCGCUUAAUACCAAAAAUGAUUUUGCUAAGUGCCUGUCUUGGAGUGCUUUUCUCACUCCUCUGUAUUUUCCUCCCCCCUCGCCCUCACAAAAGACACCACAGGAUUGUAAUAAAGGCCUUUCUUUUAGACCACAAUGUGGGUUUUUUUUUUUUUUUUUUUUUUUUCCUCCAUUUAGCUAUAGCUUUUUCAAGAAGUCAUUAAUUGUUCUUUUUUUGAAAAUGAUUUAAUUUGUAGUCGUUUUCUUGCUUUCAGUGAUCUUUAUCAAAUAUUAGAUUGAGUCGCUUUCAUUUGAGACCUUUUAAUCGGAGGUCAAAAGGCCGGUGUAAUACUGAAAUGCCUAAUCAUUCCUUGCACUUUAUUUUUCCUCAUUCUGCUAAGAUCUGAUAUAAACCAGGCUUAUGCCAUUUAUUCUAUGAACGUUUGUUUCUUGGACUCGUCAUUUAGAGAGCAUUUGCUUGCUUGCUGCCGUUUUAGGACCCAGAGAGUUUUAGAAUUCUGUAAAUUUGCCAUUUACCAUGCAUUUUAUACUUGUGAGCUAAGCAGGCAUGCAUAUCUAGUCCCAAAACAUCAGCAGUCAUUCUUAUUCUGGGAAAAAGUCAUGGUUUGCUACCCAGUUGUGUAUUGUUGUGGGGAAAUGUUUUUGAGAUCGUAGCCAUGCAUUCUUGAGUUAAAGGAAUGAACGCGUGUAUGCACGCAGAGUAUCUAAACCGUAAAGACUUUACGCUGGUCAAAUUUCUACCUCAUUUAGAAUUUUAUUUUUUUUCCUUUUUUUUUUUUUAUUUUUUUAUUUUUUUUUAUUUUUUUUGCAUUGUGUUUGGAGUUAUGGAUGCAUUGUGCCCCGUAACCUGCUGAUUUCUGUAAUAUAAUGAAUGUAUCGCCAGACACUUUGCACAACACUUGUUCAAAAUAGGCAGACUCCUCCUGUACAUUCUCUUUCUAAUAUGCUAAUAUGCAUUUACCAAGUUGUGCCUUUUUUUUCUAGAUGGAAAAGGGGGAAAAAAGGUGGUGUCAGAUCUUGGUUAAAUGGGGUCAUGUCUGUAUGAUUGUUCAAAUGUUGAGUCUGUUUUAGGCUUGUUUACAGUGUAGACUUUUUGUAAAUGUUUGCUUUUUGUUUGUUCCCCUUCCGUUCCGAUAUUUUGAGAAUAAAACCAAGGAUGACUUUUCCAAAA